Molecule: messenger RNA, 216 nt
Organism: Blepharisma stoltei
Lineage: Eukaryota; Ciliophora; Heterotrichea; Heterotrichida; Blepharismidae
Source: the annotation of a GenBank genome assembly
AUGACAAAAUUAGGAGAACAUAUAGGACCAAGGCAAAGUAGCCAUAGAAAGAGACAGUCAGAAAUUGCAAGUGCCUGUGGGACCCAUGGGUAUAAACGGAGAGCUGAACUAUCAAAAAUGCCAAGUGCUAGUGAUAUUACCAAUAGAAGUAGCAAUAGAAGAGGCAAUUGACUUUCUGAGCAGUCAUUGCAAGGUGGUAGAGGUCAUAGCGGAUAA